Phytophthora sojae is the source of this 666-nucleotide messenger RNA. RefSeq lists its product as hypothetical. The record is from RefSeq and is a predicted model, not a curated record. NCBI's taxonomy places the organism in Eukaryota, Oomycota, Peronosporomycetes, Peronosporales, Peronosporaceae. Bases 1 to 666 code for a protein of 221 amino acids. The transcript is spliced from 2 exons.
AUGUUGGAUGGGGCUAGCGUCGUGAAUGGCUUUCUAGAGAAGAUCCUUCGCAAGUGCUCGCAAGAGUUGCGUGGGGUCAAUCGAAGUCAGGUGAAUAUCUACGACCCUCGCGUACCGGAGGAAGACAAGAAACCUCUACGGCUGGCAACUCCACUGGAUGGCCUUGGAGUAAAACUGGAGGAAGCUCUAAUUGUGCAAGUGGAGCUGAACGCGCCGAUCUUUGUUAACCAGAUUUACCUGCACGGCCUGAGCACGGACUCGCCCCACCUCGAGCGCGAAGAACUUAUGGAAAGAGUGUACACGAGUUUGUGGGCGGAUAACAACCGAUUCGUCCUCUUAUCAGCGCCUCCAGCCCCGGGAAAGUCCUCGCUGUUGAUCCUGUUUGCUCAUCGGUACACCCACUUGAACUGCAUGUAUGUCAUCGUGGCUGCCGGACAACGUCCGCUUUAUCAUCUCUGCUGGGACCACGCGAAGAUCUGGAUCUACGGUCCCGGCGUCUACGGCCCUGGUGUCUACGGCCCCGGUGUGGGCGUGGGCGUGGGCGGUUAUGGCGCGCCUGCUGCCCCCGCGGCUUACAACAGCUACCCGAGCACGAACGGCGGCGGUGCCACAGCAAGUGCGUCAGCGACUGCGAACGCCAACCGCAAGCUCCGCUCGCAGGAAUGA